This is a messenger RNA of Diaporthe amygdali, 1560 nucleotides long. RefSeq lists its product as uncharacterized. The record is from RefSeq and is a predicted model, not a curated record. NCBI's taxonomy places the organism in Eukaryota, Fungi, Ascomycota, Sordariomycetes, Diaporthales, Diaporthaceae. Gene Ontology annotation, molecular function: dipeptide transmembrane transporter activity; allantoate transmembrane transporter activity. Gene Ontology annotation, biological process: dipeptide transport; transmembrane transport; allantoate transport. Bases 1 to 1560 code for a protein of 519 amino acids. The transcript has 5 exons. Gene Ontology annotation, cellular component: plasma membrane.
AUGUCCUCCGCGAAAGAUUUCAGCGUGGAGAAGGACGGGGAGGUUGUGUCCUCUGCCCCUGCGGCCGAGGCGGGCACCGCGGCGUCUGCAUCCGUGGACCACGGCGUCGAGUCCAGCUCGGAUGAGUCCCUCGAUGACAGCUACCAGGUAUUCAAGGCGACCGAGGACCUCCAGGUCGACCCGGCAGAGGCGAAGCGCGUGGUGCGGAAAAUUGACUGGAGGGUGGUUCCUGUGUUGUUCAUCACAUACAUGCUGCAGUACCUGGACAAGAAUUCCUUGAACUUCGCCAGUGUGUAUGGGCUCAAGAAGGGAACAAACCUGCACGGGCAGGACUACUCAUGGCUAGGAUCCAUCUUCUACUUCGGCUACCUCGUCGCACAAUUCCCAUCAUCGUUCGCGCUCCAGGCCUUUCCGAUCGGCAAGUUCGUCAGCAUCAUCACUGUGCUAUGGGGUGCGAUUUUGAUGACGACGCCGGCAUGCACAUCGUUCGCGGGCAUCGCGACGAACCGCUUCCUGCUGGGUUUCUUCGAGGCGGCCAUCAACCCGGCUUUCGUGUUAAUCAUGAGCAUCUGGUACACAUCCGAGGAGCAGCCGCUGCGGCUCGAGGCGUACUACUGCACCAACGGCAUCGCGACCAUGUUCGGCGGGCUGAUCGGCUACGCCGUGGGCCACAUCACCACGGGAAUCGCGAAGUGGAUGUAUGUCUUCAUCAUCUUCGGCUCGCUCAGCGUCUUCUGGGGCUUCGUCAGCCUCAUCGUCCUGCCGGACCUGCCGUCCACCGCCAGGUUCCUGGACGAGCGCGAGAAGGCCAUCGCCGUCGACCGCGUCGCCCGCAACAAGCAGGGCGUCAAGAACCGUCACUUCCGCAAGUACCAGGCCGUGCAGUGCGCAAAAGAUCCCAAGACGUGGAUCCUGUUCGUCCUGGCUGUCGCCGCGCAGGUGCCCAACGCCGCCAUCACCAGCUUCACGAGCAUUAUUAUCAACUCCUUCGGCUUCGACACCCUUGGCUCGCAGUACUUGCAGAUUCCUGGCGGUGCGGUGCAGUUCCUGGCUCUCAUUAUUGGCGGGUGGAUUUGUACCAAAUGGCCACAGACUCGAUGUAUUACAAUGAUCGUGGCCAACACGAUCUGUAUUAUCGGUGCGGCUCUGCUCGUUGGGCUGCCGGAUGACAACAAGUGGGGACGUCUUGUCGCACUCUGGCUGUGCUACUUCCAAGGGCUGGGAUUCAGCAUGUCGCUGACGAUGAUCUCAUCCAACGUCGCGGGCAGCACCAAGAAGCAGCUGACCGCUGCGAUACUGUUCACUGGUUAUUGCAUUGGCAACAUCAUCGGGCCACAGACCUUUAUUGACAGUGAAGCUCCCGGAUAUCAUAGUGCAUAUAUUGCCAUGUUGGUCGGGUAUACGAUCAAGCUGCUGUCGGUGGUGGUGCUGUACAUUUACAUGUGGCGGGUGAACAAGGCGAGAGACGCGGCCGGGCACACCAAUGACCGGGCUGCGAUCGAGAGGGGGAUGCACGACGAGACUGAGCUGGAUAAUCCUGGGUUCAGAUACUCGCUCUGA